GGGAGCGGGCGCCACAGCCGGGCGGAUCUCGGGCCUGGGAAGAACCGGAACGUCUCUCCCCAGCGUCGGUCAGCGGCUUCCCGGGCUCUGGACUACAUUUCCCAUCGGCCUCUGUGGCGCCCCACCCCCGCCGCUAGCGACCCCUUUCCGUGUCCAGGCUCAUAGCCUCUAUCUAUGGACCCCUUAGAGUUAUAUGGAUGUGAUGAAAAUGGAGUCGUGUGAUUUGCCCAUUGCACCCGCACCCCUUUUAUUGACUCAAGGCAGGGUCCACGAAGUAAUGUCCACCAGGCGUUAGCUCUGCCGUCUCCGGAUUCUGGCUUCCCCAAGAGAGGAGGCAGGAGGAGGACCCGUCAGCCCAUGACAUUCUAAAAGUCAUGUCCCUUGAGUCAGACGUGUUCAGGGAUGUGGCCGUAGUCUUCUCCCAAGAAGAAUGGGAGCGGCUGGGACCUGCUCAGAGGGACUUGUACAGAGACGUGAUGUUGGAGACAUACAGCAACCUGGUCUCACUGGGUCUUGCCGUCUCCAAACCUGACAUGAUCUCCUUCCUGGAGCAAGGCAAGGGGCCCUGGCUGGGGGAGAAAGCAGCAAGAGCAGGCCCGUGCCCGGAAUUGGAGUCCAGGUGUGAUACUAAGGUAUCGUCUCCAAAGCAGCACUUUUAUGAGGUACCGUCACCACAGUGGGAGAUAAUGGGAAGCCUUGCAAGUUACGGUCUUGAGUGUUCGAGGUUCCAAGACGACUGGGAAUGCAGAAGCCACUGUGACAGACACCAGGGGAGUCCGGAUGGACAUCUGAGUCCAGCGAUAAUCAGUGAUGAGGAAAUGUCUGCUUUCAGCCAGCCAGCAUCGUCAUUCCCUUUUUAUCAGAAAAUUCAUACUGGAGAAAAGCCCUAUGGAUAUGAUGACUGUGGGAAAGAUUUCUGGCAGGAAGGCUUCCUUAUUAAUCAUCAAGGAAUCCAUACUAAUGAGAAGCCCUAUAAAUGUAAGGAGUGUGGCAAGGCCUUUAAAUACGGCUCACGACUAAUUCAGCAUGAGAAUAUUCACUCUGGCAAGAAGCCCUAUGAGUGUAAUGAAUGUGGUAAGGCUUUCAAUUCUGGUUCAAAUUUCAUACAACAUCAGAGAGUUCACACUGGUGAGAAACCUUAUGAAUGUAAGGAUUGUGCAAAGGCCUUCAGUCGAAGCUCACAGUUGAUCGAACAUCAGCGAAUUCAUACUGGUGAGAAACCCUAUCAGUGUAAGGAAUGUGGCAAGGCCUUUAAUAGGAUCUCACAUCUUAAAGUACAUUACAGAAUUCAUACUGGUGAGAAGCCCUACGCGUGCAAGGAAUGUGGGAAGACCUUUAGUCAUCGGUCUCAGUUGAUCCAACAUCAGACUAUUCAUACAGGCAAGAAACUCUAUGAAUGUAAGGAAUGUGGGAAGGCCUUUAAUCAAGGCUCAACUCUUAUUCGUCAUCAGAGAAUCCAUACUGGUGAGAAGCCCUAUGAAUGCCAGGCAUGUGGGAAGGCCUUUAGGGUGAGCUCGCAACUUAAGCAACAUCAGAGAAUUCACACUGGAGAGAAGCCCUACCAGUGUAGGGUAUGCCGUAGGGCUUUCAAACGCGUCUCCCAUCUCACCGUACAUUACAGAAUUCAUACUGGUGAGAAGCCCUAUGAAUGUAAGAAAUGUGGGAAGGCCUUCGGUCAUUGCUCACAACUGAUCCAACAUCAGGUCAUUCAUGCUGAGGAAAAGCCCUGUGAGUAUAAGGAAUGUGGGAGGACUAUGCACCAUGAUUCAGCGACGGCUCAGCAUCAGAGAAUGCAUAAUAGAGAAACCCAAGUGAAUAUAAUAAACGUAGAAAAGCCUUCCAUCAGCACGUACCCUUUACUGAUCAUCAGAGAAUUCAUGUUAGCAAGCAGCCAUAUGAAUGGAAGCAAUGGGGAGAGCCCAUUAGCAUAGGCGUCACAACUUACUCCUCAUUUUUUGGAGAAAGACUUGAAGAAUGUAAUACAGAGGAGAAUGCCUUCGUUCAAGCCAUCCUUUAUCCUGAAUCAUAAGAUUUGUAGUGAAGAACAAAUUUAUGGAUAUAAACUGUUUAGACCAUGAUUCUCAAAGAAGCAAGGGAAGGUUGGAAAAAGUCUUGUCUGUAACACAUUCUGGAAUCACAUUCUCUCUCUCUCUCUCUCUCUCUCUUUAGAGCGAGUUGGGGAGGGGCAGAGGGAUUCAG
Hyaena hyaena (striped hyena) is the source of this 2199-nucleotide messenger RNA. It is a transcript of the gene ZNF582, whose product is annotated as zinc finger protein 582. Gene Ontology annotation, biological process: regulation of transcription by RNA polymerase II. Lineage: Eukaryota; Metazoa; Chordata; Mammalia; Carnivora; Hyaenidae. Gene Ontology annotation, molecular function: RNA polymerase II cis-regulatory region sequence-specific DNA binding; DNA-binding transcription activator activity, RNA polymerase II-specific. Bases 375 to 1931 code for a protein of 518 amino acids. Gene Ontology annotation, cellular component: nucleus. The transcript has 6 exons. The record is from RefSeq and is a predicted model, not a curated record.